Molecule: messenger RNA, 2106 nt
Organism: Pecten maximus
Lineage: Eukaryota; Metazoa; Mollusca; Bivalvia; Pectinida; Pectinidae
Product: organic cation transporter protein-like
Exons: 11
Coding region: 230-1933 (567 amino acids)
Biological process (GO): transmembrane transport
Cellular component (GO): membrane
Molecular function (GO): transmembrane transporter activity
Source: RefSeq, a predicted model, not a curated record
GUCUAUAUCAUGGACUGUACAUCAUGCUAGAUGCUACCAUAUGAUUGUUUACAUUCCUCAGACAACCCACAGGCCGUGUAAUUGAUGUUCAAAUGUCUCAAGACUCUGACCUGCCUCCGUUACCAAGUGUUAUCUGGGGAUCAAAUAUGACAUUUGGUUAAACAGGCCUAUUGAGGUGAUAUUUUUCUAGCCGCAAGGGACACUGCACAGAACUUUACCCGGCAGUGCCAUGAGGUUUGACGAUAUCCUGAUCCGUAUAGGAGAAUUCGGCUACUUCCAGCGCCGCCUUUACCUGCUGCUAUGUAUGCCGGCCAUAGUCACCGCCUGUUAUAUGAUGAUACUGGUCUUUGUCAUGGAACCUCCAGAACACAGAUGUAAAUUACCUGAGUGGGAAAACGACACUUAUGAGAUCCAAAGUGAAGAACACCGGAAGUGGAUUAAUUAUACCAUACCUCCAUCCAACGACGAACAACAUGUCUACGAUCAGUGUCACUAUUACGCUUGGAAUAAAAGUGAAAGUUCACCCAUCAACAGAACUGUUGAGGCUUGUUCAGAGUGGGUUUAUGACAAAAGUGUAUUCCUGGAAACAUUUACAUCACGUCAUAAUCUUGUAUGCGGCGAGUCGAUCAAAACGUCAGUGGCAGAGAUGGUCUUUUACUUUGGAGUACUGGUGGGGGAUAUAUCAUUUGGACUUCUAUCCGAUGUAAUCGGAAGAAAGAAAACAUUCUCCAUUACGGUCAUUAUCUUGUUGGCCUCCUCCACAGCGACAGUAUUCGCACCAGAGUUCUACAGUUUCUGCGCCCUCGAAUUUAUCAAUGGUGCUGCCGUGCACGGAGCAUUCAUGGUUUGUUGCGUGCUUGGUCUCGAGAUGGUUGGACCCAGUAAGCGGGUAUGGGCGGGUAUUCCUAUCCAUAUUUUUUUCGCUGUCGGUCUGGUUUACCUGGCGGGAAUCGAGUACUUCACCCGGAACUGGCAGUACGUCCAAAUCGCCAUCACAGCACCAGUUACCCUCUUCCUUCUCUAUUGGUGGCUGAUAACAGAGUCCCCAAGAUGGCUGGUUAGUCAGAGCCGUUACGACGAGGCCAACACGAUAAUACUAAAGGCAGCCAAGGCGAAUAAUGUAGAUAUGAAGGGAGACAAACUUGUAGACCUUUCAACAUUAGAGACACCGAAACAGGGCAACAUCUGGGAGCUCUUCAAGUCUAAAGUUCUGUUUUUUAGGACCAUGAUUUUAUUUUAUAAUUGGAUCGUAAUCAGUAUGGUGUACUACGGGGUUACAAUGCAUACCGGAAACUUAGGCGGCAACUUCUACCUAAAUUUCUUUAUCCUGGCCGUUGUUGAAUUUCCUGCUAAAGCCAUGACGAUGGUUUUACUUAACCGUAUCGGCAGAAAGAAGAUGCACUGUACGUGUAUGAUGAUCGGCGGGAUUGCAUGCCUCUGUACCAUUUUUACUGUCGUAUACGGAGGGGACAGUCUUCAACCUGUAACGCUGACUCUGGCAAUUAUUGGAAAAUUUGGAUCUGCAGCAGCAUUUGGAGUGAUAUAUAUAUACUCUUUGGAACUUUACCCAACAGUGGUGAGGAACGGAGGCAUGGGUAUGAGCUCCUGUGUAGCUCGUGUAGGAGGAAUGGUGGCGCCGUAUGUAGCCAAGUCGGGUGACCUGGUAGGAGGACGAUUCGGCCAGGCCUUGCCGCUGGUAAUAUUUGGCGGCUGUUCUGUUCUGGCUGGUAUUUUAACACUUUUCCUGCCUGAGACGCAUGGCCGAAAACUACCUGAAACAAUCCAAGAUGGAGAGGAAUUUGGAAGAAAACCAAAAGGAGCUUCGACAGCAAAUUUAGUGAUAUCCACGGACACUAUCAACAGUAUAUCUACAGGGUUAAACGGAAAACAACUGAUGAAAGAUGAAGAUUUUAAACCAAAUAAAUCCGACUGAAAGAGGAAACCAUAGCCGAGGUUUAGUGAAUGGGUUUUGGUAUAUGACACCUUCACUGGUGGUGACAGAGCAACCUGAAGAACAAUUUGAAUAAGGAUUUAAUUUGUCACAUUUUCAUGUCAUGCACCUACCAAAAUAAAGAUAAUAAAUUCAUUCAUGUUAUUGAUAAUUGA